Messenger RNA from Gigantopelta aegis, 1322 nucleotides. Its product is annotated as ankyrin repeat family A protein 2-like. Gene Ontology annotation, cellular component: nucleus. Lineage: Eukaryota; Metazoa; Mollusca; Gastropoda; Neomphalida; Peltospiridae. Gene Ontology annotation, biological process: regulation of apoptotic process. The record is from RefSeq and is a predicted model, not a curated record. The transcript has 8 exons. Bases 77 to 925 code for a protein of 282 amino acids. Gene Ontology annotation, molecular function: protein binding.
UUUAGUUUUAAUCUUGGUUUAGGUUUUAAAAUCGAAAGAACAUCAUAACUUAAAGAUUAGUUAAAGAGUUUUUAAAAUGGAAUAUUCUCAGCAUUCAUCAUCUGUAUCGACAUCAGAAGCGGGAGAACUUGCCGAGAGGUUUCGGAGAAUUAUUGAUCCCAGCUGGAAAGGUGCAUCUCCAGUUAAGAGAAUGUCGUCAUCUGGUCGCCAUCUUUUCUCACCAAUAGACAGUGACCAAGAACUCAAUGACCUUGAAGUGGAAAAUGCUUUUGUGGAUGGAGGAUCUGAAAGUAACACGGACAAAUCAUCACCAUCCAAGUCUGCAGGAUAUGCGACACCAGGGAAGUCUGCCAUGUCACCAUUCAGACCUUCCACUGUAAUGACAAACUUACAACGAGGAAAUGUGCAGACCACAACACCCUCUAUUAUUGAACAUAUGAGUAUCCACCAGAUGGCAGCACAAGGUGAACUUGUUAUACUGCAGCAGGAUAUCAUGGAAGGCAAUGAUGUGAACAAAAACGAUGAGCAGGGGUUGACGGCUCUCCACUGGGCGUGUGCCAACGGGCAGAUGUCCACCGUGGAAUUCCUCAUUCAGAGCAAGGCUGACAUCAACCUGAAUGGAAACAAUGGAGAAAAUGCUCUGCUGCUCGCCAGUUGCUAUGGUUACAGAGAAAUUGUGAAGUUGCUUCUUCAGCAUGGUAUGGACGUGAAUUAUGUUGACGAGAGCGGCAGCACCGCGCUGAUGUAUGCCAGUUUCAACAACCACGCGGCCUGCGUGAAGACAUUGCUGGAGUUCGGUGCUGACCUCACGGUUUACAAUGAAGACCACAUGACGGCAUUUGACCUAGCUGUCGGACAAGACAACAAGACUGCACAACAUGCCAUUGAGCGCCAUAUGUUGUCCAUGUUUGAGGGAUUCACCUGAAUGCUUCCCUCUUGGGAAUGAAGUCAACACAGUGAAAACAAUCAUUGGGAUUAAAGUCACCAUCAAUCAAACCAGUCCUUGGGAUUGGGAUUAAAGUCACCAUCAAUCAACCCAGUCCUUAAAGUCACAGAGUUGAAAUAAUAAUGCUUACUGCACCGAGAAGAGCAUUUGAAGAGAAAACCUUGCACACCAACUGGUUUUUCAAACACCUGCCAAUACUCUUGGAUACAGACAUUCUGAUGCACUGGACAUUGAAUAGAGCUGACCAAGUGCAUACAAGCCAUGGAGUAGUUGUUCAUGAUACCAAAAUAAGCCCGACAUGUCAGACUUUUAAAGUCAAAAGCGUUUGAGCAAGCAGUGUUCUAGCUACACAAAAAUAAAGGGUAUUAUAAAUAGA